Messenger RNA from Bicyclus anynana (squinting bush brown), 883 nucleotides. Its product is annotated as calmodulin-like. NCBI's taxonomy places the organism in Eukaryota, Metazoa, Arthropoda, Insecta, Lepidoptera, Nymphalidae. Bases 120 to 809 code for a protein of 229 amino acids. The record is from RefSeq and is a predicted model, not a curated record. The transcript has 4 exons.
ACUCUUUGGUAGUACGACAACUGUCAGUAAAAUGCAAUUAUUAUUUGACGUCCAAGGACAUUUUUAAAUAUUUAUUACUUCAUAUUUUUUUCCUACAUUCUAAAUUUGUUUUUGUAAUUAUGGCACAAUUUGAUGUUUUUGAUCCUUUGGCAAAUGUAACACUACGUUUUACUGAAGAAGAAUUGUCUGAUAUAAUUGAAUGGUUUGAUAACAAAUCCGAGCCUUUACUAAUUAUAAACGAAGGUGAACCGAUUAACGUAAUUACUAUUGAGAAUUUGAGGCAGUUUUUGGAGCUUAAAAAGUUUCACAAAAGAUGUUUUCACUAUCCAAGCUAUGCUGAAAUUAUGAGUCAAGUUGAAAUCUUGAAGGCUGGAAUAAAUAGAGUUCUAACUAAAGAUCAAUUUAUUUACUUGUUAGACAAAUGGGUGAUAGAGCCAGAUUUAAAACACGAAUUAAAAUUAGCUUUCAAGGUGUUUGAUACAGAAAAGAGAGAUUUUUUGGAAAUAGAUGAAAUUAAAGUUAUUGUCACAACUUAUGCUGACGUAUUUAACGACGCUGAGACUCGUGAAAUGUUACGUGAUGCAAACGUUCGUGGUGAUGGAAACGUAUUUUAUGAAGAUUUUGUGGAUAGCUUGUUUAAUGUUGCUCCUGAGUUAUAUCAAUUAAAGGCUGAAUUUCUUUACGAAGACCCCAAAGAAGAUCCUUCUGUACCGCCUGACCCAAUAAUAGAGCCAGAGCCCGAACCUGAACCAGCUCCUUCUCCUCCACCACCACCGCCACCAGAGCCAAAAAAGAAGAAGAAAAAAUAAAUAAAAUAUGUAUUGCAUGAAUUUCAGACAUACUGUUUAGAUUUAUUAAAUAAUACAUUGUUACAGAACUUAAA